Messenger RNA from Papilio polytes (common Mormon), 3957 nucleotides. RefSeq lists its product as uncharacterized. The record is from RefSeq and is a predicted model, not a curated record. Lineage: Eukaryota; Metazoa; Arthropoda; Insecta; Lepidoptera; Papilionidae. Gene Ontology annotation, cellular component: nucleus. Gene Ontology annotation, biological process: cell population proliferation; positive regulation of protein phosphorylation; DNA damage response. The coding region runs from base 1121 to 3952 and encodes 943 amino acids. The transcript is spliced from 5 exons.
AAAAUCUGUAAUCUUUCAUUUUUAACGGACUUCCCAAAAGGAGUUUUUCAAUUCGUCUGUAUGUUUUUUUACGUACAGUCCUACUCCUCGAGAAAUCUUGGUAUUUCUGGGAAUGUAGAGAUAUGCAAGUUAUAUAACGUAUAUUUAAACUAGCACUACCUUUCGGAUAAAAAAAGAAUUAUCAAAAUCGGUCCACUAGCGGCAGAGUUAUUUAACACACAUAAAAAAAACAUACAGACAAAUUGAGUACUUCUUUUGGGAAGUCGGUCAAAACACACCUUACAAUCUUAUAGUUCCUAAAGCGCCUGAUAAUCGAUCAAAUAAGUAGAUUAUAUUCAAUCUGCUAGGUUUUAUGCGUAUUUCAAAUUUGACGAAUAUCUUGAUCAUACAAAAGGACCAACAAUAUCCAGAGAUGUUUUAAAACACGCUGAUAACCAGACAUAAAUUGGCCAGUCGUUUGAUUAAUUGUAAAAUAAACAUCAAACAAGUACAUGUUAGUAAUCUAUUAUUUACUGUCCUUGAAGAUUCCGGCCGCGUCCCGCGCGGACACCUCACUCUUGCGACGAUCAGUUCAACUCCAUACGUGUUAUGUGAUAAUUUGUUAAAUAUUUGAUGGAGAGUUAGUUUUGGUGUUUAUGUGACGUCAUAUUUUAGUGUAUAUUGUGACGAUUUAAUUUGUUGCGUAAUGUAUUGUCUUUGCGUUGUUAACUCUUAAAUCGACGUAACAACUUAUCGUGCUUUGAAAGCUGAUUGGUCAUAUUUUCUAAAAAUCACGAUUGUGACUUGUAUAAAUUGUAGCAAGUAAUGUUAACGAAGUAGCACAGAUUAUAAUAAAAUUAAUUUAAUGAAAUUUUUCUUGAUGCGCAAUCAUUCUCAUCUCGCAGUUCGUUAAAAUUAAAUUGAAGUUAGAAAUAAUUUGGCGAUUAAUGUACGUGAUUUUGUAAUCAUAAAUAAUUUAAAUUUAAAACGUGAAUGUAAUUAUUUACAAAUGUAUAUGGACUCUGAAUUGGUUAUCUGUUGAACUGUGUGAUAACAGUUAAUCUGGUAAUGAUAAGGCGCACAUUGGAUGUGAUUCAAACAAAAUGUGUAAUCGUAGACUACGUAAAUUAUAAAUGAAAAAAUGUCUAUGAUCAAUAAGAAAAAGAAACUUGUGCUGUUCUUCGCGAAGAUAUUCGAAGAUGAAUUCGAACUGAACACAUAUUACGCGGAAAAGAUAUUAAAGUAUCUUCAAGAAACUCCAGUAAGCGGUUUUGAAAACAAGCUAUUAGAAUCGACAUUUUUCUCUGAAAUUUUAUUAAAAACGUACAAUGGCUGCGAAGUGAAAACAAACUCAGUGAAAAUAUUCGUCGCUAAAAUUGUGUCGAUUAUUUACAAAAAUGAACUUCAAUUCAGUAAGUUAAUAGGCUUGUUGAGUUUUCAUCGUUUCCUGCAGUACAUGUGCCGUUACAAUUCACAAUGCGCGAAGUACUCGGACCUUUUGUUUGCGAGCAUAAACCUGGUGACGUCACCGAUAGCUCACUACUCGGGCGUCACCUGGCUGGUGGAGAACAAGAUGUGGCACCACGUACUGUGCUGCUGCACGUACACCCGCCCGCCGCACGUCGCCCGCGCCGCAUACAACUUCAUCGCGGAACUCCUCUGGAAAUUGAUCGAAUUCGAAGAUGAUGAUGUCUUAGCUGAAAUUAUCGAGUACAUAAUAAAACCGGUGAGGCACAACCAGUACCACAUUACGAAUGAUAUAAAAGACGGCGAAGAACAGUUUGUUUACGCGCCCAUGAUGUCCUCUUUAAACGCAAUGUUGGUCGUGCUAGGGAGCACUGAUGAUCAGCUAUCGAAAAGUUACAAGAUAGCGCCGAUCCUAAUGCAGCAGCUUAACUUCGAUACGCAUCUUCAAGUCAUAUUAGACGUUACCAGAGAUCCCAGUUUGGCUAUAAUACUAUGCGAGGUGCUGUUCAAACUGUACUUCAAUGCUGUUUUGGAAGCGUACCAUCGGAAGAAGAAAACCGAGAGUGAAAUUAUGAACGAGAUCACUUCGAUAUACAAUAACGUGCUGCAAAAGCUGAUCGAAAAGCAAAUGUCGGAAGCCGUCGCAGAUUUCGUUGUGAAGUGCAAUUUAUUCUUGGCUAAAUUGGGCGCGAAAAACCGAAGGUCUUUCGAAAGAGAUGGAAAGAAAUUCGAAUUUCAAAAUCAGUUUGUGUUGCACUUGGUAGUUCCCAUGUGGACGUAUCAUUCAUUAUAUUGCGGUAGCGAAGCUAAACUCAUCGAAAUAGACAACUAUUCUUUUAAACUGACGAACGUAACGGCGGAGCAUAUUACUCAAUCGGCGGAGUUCUUUCAAAGAGUCGUGCAAAAUAACGCCGCCUAUGUUAAACAGGUUACAAUAUACACUGUUAAAAAUCUUUUUCAAUUUCGAGGGCAAUUAAACAAAGCGACAGCUGGUAUACUGUACCAGGGAUUGUACUACGUUUUGCAAACAUUCAUAAUGUCAGAUGACGUGGGUAAUCAUUUGAUUCUAACUGAAACUCCGCUGCGAUCUCCUGAUGACAUCAGAUUAUUGCGUCUGGUGCUCGAUGCAAUAAAAAUGCUCUUAAAAGAGCAUCACAUUAAUUGGUACGAGACCUUAGAGAUUAUAUGUCUUCAAGUAACACUGUUGAAUUUGAUAAAGCUAAAAGUUAUGUGUGCAAAGGGUUUGGUACAGACAAUAGACUUGAUUAACUUGAGCGUGCGGAACUUCCUAUCCCCGGACAUGAGGCUACUGGUGGAGAGUGACAGUGGCAGCUCUCUGAGUGAGAUCGGCGUGAUGACCAAGGAGUAUAUGCAGCAUCCGGACUGGGAGGUCCGCGAGUCAGCACUCAGCCUGCUGCUCAGCUGUGCCGAUGUGUCCUUUGUCAAGUACGUACCGCUACAGAAAGUGAUAUCCUCCAACCACCUCAUGCUGUUAGCGGCAACGAGUGCGUUAAGCGAUUCUGAGCCUUACGCGCAGGCCACCGCACUGCAGUGCCUCGCCGCCGCAGCCAAGAUCGACAAGAUAUGGUCAGAUGUCAAGAACGUGCAUCCUAAUUUAUACGGACAAUUGAUUACUUUAGCACAAAGAAAUCAAGAAGACUUAGUACGACAAGAGGCAACAAACGUGUUGACUGAAAUUUUCUUGCACCAAAUUAUUACAUGCGAAUUUAAAAACAGUUUGUUCCGCGUUAUGGCGAAAGUUGCGCUGAACGAUUUGCACUGGGAGGUGCAGUUAGCUGCCCUCAACUUCUGGCGGCACGCGAUCAAGCAACAAUGUCUCGACCGUGGCAUGAUGGACGGCAAGUUCCCAACCGUAACAUUUUCAAAAGAGAAGAGAAAAAUUAUAGUCUUUAAUGACAAGGAAAUAAAACAACAACUCGACAAUAUAAUGAAUGAUCUGUCUGCUAUCGGUUGCUUAAAUGUUUUAGAUAAAUGCUUAGAUGUAGAACAAAAUGUAGCUGUGAUAGAAGAGGCAUAUAAGAUUGUAACAGAACUGAAAGUGGUUUUAGAUAAUUAUAAGUUUGUUCCGACAGAAACAACUACACCUAAACAGGAUUUGAUCGAAAGUAAAAUAGCGAUAGAUUUAGAUUUGGAUACAGAUAUGGAAUUAGGUAGCGAACUAUUUCCAUCACACGGAGGGAUGUUCGAUUUACGAGAACUAAUCAUUGACGAAAUAACAAACACUUCACAAAGCGAUCUCAUUAUGGAUAUUCUCAACAAAAGACCGCGAGAAGAUAAACAACUAUCAGAUAUAGACGAAAGCGUACAGAUCCCGAUACAACCGUAUGUGUUUUUACAAAAAGUCAAUUCGACUAAUUAUCAGGCGAUUAUAAAUAGUAAGAAAGGAUGGCGUCCAGAUGAAACAAGUCUAGAAGAAUUAAUUGAUGAAAUAUUGAAUAACGAAAGUGCAAUACAAAUGAAUACCAUAGAUAUGUGUGAUGUUUAGUUGUA